Molecule: messenger RNA, 2211 nt
Organism: Drosophila mojavensis
Lineage: Eukaryota; Metazoa; Arthropoda; Insecta; Diptera; Drosophilidae
Product: flocculation protein FLO11
Exons: 3
Coding region: 349-2094 (581 amino acids)
Biological process (GO): regulation of transcription by RNA polymerase II
Cellular component (GO): transcription regulator complex; nucleus
Molecular function (GO): DNA binding
Source: RefSeq, a predicted model, not a curated record
UUGUCGAGGCGGUCAUACAAAACGGCAGUCGCUCGUUCGUUCGUUCGCUGGCCUCUCACUGUUUGCCGCUGUUCACUGUUCGCAGUUCGCUCGUUGCCUGUACACUUCGCCUUGCCUCUGUUCUUUGCCGUUCGUUCGGAGGGGGAAGGCGCUGCUGUGGUCGUGGUCUUGCCGUCAACGGUCAAUAGCGCGCCCACACGCCUAUAAAAAGAUUUCUGUUCGUGUCGCUUGUACAUGUGUGUGUGUGAGUGAGUGCGUGUGUGCGUACGUACGAACGUAAGCGUAUUGGUGAAAACUGUCAAAGCGUCGCUGCAAAAAGGUUUUUUGAAAAACCGUUAACGCUAAACCAUGAAGGAAAUGAAAGUGGCUCGAGCGAUUAGCGAGUCCUCCACAACCUCCGAUAAUACAUCCGAUUUCAUUGAUAUUGUCAAGAAGUACGAUGUCGUCUACAAUAAUCACAAUCCUGAUUAUAAGAACGUCGAGGUGAAGAUGAAGGUCUGGACACAAAUAGCGGACGAGAUUGGAUUAUCAGUGGAAGCUUCGAAGCGAAAAUGGAAAAACCUUCGCGACAGUUAUACGAAAUAUCUGCGUUCCUUUCGAGUUGGUACAAAAACAUCAAAGAAAUAUCAGUAUUGGGCGCACGCGGAUCACAUGGAGUUCCUCAAACCGUUCCAGGGACCGGGCAGAAACUCGGCGAAUGGCAAUGGCAAGUCGAACGAUGAGGAUGACAAUGAAUGCGACUUUGGCUACCAGGUGCUGGCCAAGGCGGCCAGCAAUGGAGGAGAGGAUGACCUAAAGAUCACCAUUGCCACGGCGACGGCAUCCACCUCGGCGCUCAGCACGCAGACCGUGAACAGUUAUACGACGCCGAUACUGACGCCCAGCGUGGCCGCCACGCCCCCCAGCCUCGUCUCGCCCGGAGCGCUCAGCAACUCCGGCGCGGCGCCGCAGAACCACAAUAGCAAUAGCAACGGUAGCAGCAACUGUGCUGCGGUGGCGCCUCUGACGCUCAGCUCGAUGACGCCGCCGGCCGCCAACUGCAGCAACAGCAGCUCCAACAGCGGCAUCCUCCCUCUGCCCGCCCUGCCCCUGAGUGCGGCGGGCAAGAGCUCAGUCAGUGCCAAUGCCGCUGCGCUGGCCACCCUAGCCAGCCUGCCCAUGGGCAUCGGCGGACUGCCCGCUGCGGCUGCGGCCCAGAUGUUCACGCUGAAGGCCGCAGCGGCUGCCGCCGGACUGCCGCUCACGUCGACGGCCAACUGCAGCACGGCCAACAAUGUGGGCUGCCUGAUCAUCGAGCCGCAUCUGUUCGCUGCCGCGGACAACUUCAAGAAGGAGCUGAGCGCAGCGGCGGCAGCUGGUGCGCCGCUGGGUCUCUUCCAGAAUCUGGCCAAUCGGCACAAUCUGAACGGAAAUGCGACGACUGCAGCUCUGGGGCUGGGCAAUCCGACGCCACCGCCGCCCCCACCGGCGGCGCCACCCAGCUCUAAGGUGAGGCGAGUGCAGCCAUCGCCACAGACAGCUGCCAUUAACCUCAGCUGCACAAGCUCCAAUACAAGCGCAACCUCAGCCAACUGCUCCCAGCCCUCGCCCGCCAAGACGCGCAAGAUCAGCGAUCCGCGCUUCCCCAGCGACUGGGACGUGUCCGCUGUGCUGCAGGCCAAUCGGGAACUGGACGCCAAUACGCUGUUCUUCUUGAGUCUGGCGCGGCAGGUGCGUGCCAUGCCCAUGAAGUUCCAAUCGCUGGCCAAGAUGCGCUGCAUGCGCAUCGUCAGCGACAUCGAGCUGGAGCUGGAGAACUUCGACUGCAAUGGCGUGGUGCCGCCCGAGGAGUCGGGCAGCACGGCAAAUCUCAAGUACUGCACCGACACACCGCCGCCCCAGCAGCCAGAUGGCUCCACGCUGAACGUACCCGCUGGCGGCGGGAUGGUGCCCGAGGGCUCCACGGAGCACUUUGUAUAUGUGAUGUCGCCGUCGCGCGUUGAGAGCAUGAUAGACAUCUCAUCGGAUGAGGAGAGCAACAUGAACGGAGGACUACCGCCUGCAGCUGCUGGUGCUGGCCUCUCCGCUGCUGUGGCCACCGGAGCUGUCCACUGAGAGCGCUGUCCUCCACUUCCACCUCCAUCUCCAGCUAUCUUAUAACCACUUACAAAUCGUAUUGUUAAACUUAAGUAAACUUAAAUUAAAUACAUUAAAGUACAGUUUGUCGUCUUA